AUGAAACUCACCCUCUCUCUCGCCCUUGUCGGUGCCAUUCUCACGCCCGUCCUCGCAGCCAACAAUACCCUGACCGUCACCGUCACCGAAACAGUCAUUACCUGCAGCGGACACUGUGUCACCACGUACUUCGGCGCCUGCACUUCCACCACCGCCCUCAGCAGCAGUGCCGCUCCAGAAUACACCAGCUCCACCAGCGCCGCCUUGUCCCCCAGCACCUCCUCCUCCGCGCCGUACUGCACGGAGCCAUACGGCUGCGGCGGUGUCAAGCAUCCCUCGUCGUCGUCUACUAGCAUCCCGCCCACCACGACCAGCGCCACGUAUACACGCAGCACCACCUGCACGCGCCACCGCACGCCCAGCGGGCCGUCCUCCGGCACCGUCAGCUACCCCGUGUCCAACUCGACUUCGUCCGCCACCGGUACCGGUACCGGCACUGGCUAUCCCACAGCCACCGGCGGACGCGGAAGCACCCGGUCCUCGAGCCGCACCGCUCCGAGCUCCGACAGCAGCAGCUCGCCGUCGGUGCCGACCUACACACUGAGUAGCUCGGCGGGGUCCUCGUCGGACACUGAGACGAGCACAAUCGUGCCGACGUCGACCAUUACACCGUCGUACACCUCAAGUGCAGACCCCAUUGGCACCAGCUCCUCCUCCUCUUCCACUCACAGUUCAUCCCCUUCGUCCUCACCUUCUUUCUCUUCCUCUUCAUCUUCCUUCUCUUCCUCCUCCCUGUCUUCUACUUACAUCUCAUCCUCCACUUCCAUCUCGUCUUUCAGUACAACGGUUGACGUUCCGAAACCAACAACCUGGGUGACAAGCAGCCGCAAGCCUGUGUCCUCGAGCAACAGCAGCAGUCCCGAUCCGUUGCCUACGCCUCCCCCCUACGGCGAUGAGCCAUUGCCGUACAACUAA
This is a messenger RNA of Cordyceps militaris CM01, 915 nucleotides long. RefSeq lists its product as uncharacterized. Bases 1 to 915 code for a protein of 304 amino acids. NCBI's taxonomy places the organism in Eukaryota, Fungi, Ascomycota, Sordariomycetes, Hypocreales, Cordycipitaceae. The transcript has 2 exons. The record is from RefSeq and is a predicted model, not a curated record.